This is a messenger RNA of Aspergillus wentii DTO 134E9, 1821 nucleotides long. RefSeq names its product MYND-type zinc finger protein MUB1 (gene samB). Lineage: Eukaryota; Fungi; Ascomycota; Eurotiomycetes; Eurotiales; Aspergillaceae. Gene Ontology annotation, cellular component: MUB1-RAD6-UBR2 ubiquitin ligase complex. The transcript has a single exon. Bases 1 to 1821 code for a protein of 606 amino acids. The record is from RefSeq and is a predicted model, not a curated record. Gene Ontology annotation, biological process: establishment or maintenance of cell polarity; ubiquitin-dependent protein catabolic process.
AUGAGAGAGGUCAACUUUAGCAUCCCCAAUGUGAACAAGGCCUCUGUCAACAUCACUACGACGCUCUAUGAUCGCCGUGCCCUCGACUGCACAUCGACCUUGCCCCUCAUAAACUCCCUCAACCAUCUCGCAUAUCUCACCACAUCCUCUGCUCGGAUCCGGGAUAUCCUGACCGUCGAUGGCGGCAUCGAGAGACUGGUAUGCAUCCUCAAGGAGGGCCGGAGUAGGGACUUGAUGGAGAUGUGGAAAUGGAGCCUCGCCUUUCAGUGUGUCGUCAACAUUGGUGUGCGGGGCUCAGAGGGCGUAAGGACAAGAGUCGUGGAAGCCGAUAUGGUGCCUGUCAUUGCGACCAUUCUCGACAACUACAUCAAGGUCGUGGACAAGGCGCGGGCCCGGGCCGAUUCAGAAACUCAACGGCACUCGUCCAGGCACUCCAAGCCUGUUCCCACCACCGAUGCCUCAGGGCGUCCAUCUUUCCUUGAACAGUCCUCCAACAUUGAACAACGCACCUCUCGCCGCCAGGCUCCUCCUCCCAGCAUCGAAAUCCCCCAACCCUUUUUCCAGGAAAACCAUCUCGCCGAUACCAACGUUGUGGAUGUCACAUCUUCCCCUCGCAUGCCCGUGACAUCGCCUCCCGAACGAAGCACAUUUAACCAGGAUAUUCACAAUCAUCGAUCUAAUGAUGUCAGAUAUCAGGCCGCAGGCCACCGUCACAGAGCGAUGCAGCCCCUCGCCACAGGCGUGCCAUCGAUGGACACCGCUGAUGGGUUUGGUCUGCGACCUGUGCGUGACACUGAGCGCCUCCCCAGCAUGCUUCCUGGUUUGCAGACAGGAUUUACAUCUCAACCCGAUUCACCUACUACUCCCAGCGGCCCUGUGCAACCACGGAGCACCGCACAUGCCGCUGUGGCCAGACAACGUCCUGCACUUCUUCAACAGCAAUCCGCCUCGGGUGAAUCAGAUGACGGAAAUGGAGAAGGCUCUUCUACGAUGGGUGAUGAGAACAACUCUGGGGAGACAGCCGACCCUAUUGUUGGACUUCCCAACCGGAUGGAGAUUGACGAUGAUGGUGAUCGCCAGGCAAUGUUGGAUGACGUUUCCAAUACCCAUGGCCUGACGGUCUCGGAUCCGUCUGACGGGCAGGACCCAGAGACGUUCAACAUCACGCACCGCUCCACCGUGGACGGAAGCAUGAUCAACAAUGACACUACACAGACCAACGGUGGAUUGGGCCUGUCACCUACGCAGGCUGCCAACAACGCCAACUCCCCUACUCUUGUUCCCAGCCCCUACGCUCUCUACUUCCGCGACCGAUCUGCAACGCCCGCUCAAGGUGUCUUGAUGGCGAUGCCCCGUGAUGAAGAUGUCCUGAUGUCCCUCCAGCUAUUGGCUUACGUCUCCAAAUACUGCAACCUCCGCUCUUACUUCCAAAACUCACACCUCGUCCCUAAGCUCAAGAUUGACCGUGAACUUCACAUGCUGGAUGAAAACGCCAGCUCGCCAAUUGAGCCCCCCGAGGAGGAAGACGAGUACCUACUGCCUGACGACGUGAACAUCUUCCCACUGGUUGAGAAGUUCACUGUUCGACACCACUCCAAGGACAUGCAGUACUGGGCGUGUGUCGUGAUGAGGAAUCUUUGCCGUAAGGACGAAUCGCGAGGGGGCAUUCGCCAGUGCGCAUACUACAAGUGCGGCAAGUGGGAAGAGUUCCAGCGACAGUUUGCCAAAUGCCGUCGUUGCCGCCGCACCAAGUACUGCAGCAAAGAUUGCCAAAAGGCUGCGUGGGUUUAUCACCGUCACUGGUGCCACACCACACCAUGA